This is a messenger RNA of Stegastes partitus (bicolor damselfish), 3995 nucleotides long. It is a transcript of the gene col21a1, whose product is annotated as collagen, type XXI, alpha 1. The record is from RefSeq and is a predicted model, not a curated record. Gene Ontology annotation, biological process: extracellular matrix organization. Gene Ontology annotation, molecular function: extracellular matrix structural constituent conferring tensile strength. The coding region runs from base 184 to 3066 and encodes 960 amino acids. The transcript has 30 exons. NCBI's taxonomy places the organism in Eukaryota, Metazoa, Chordata, Actinopteri, Pomacentridae.
CACUUCUCCCCAAAUCCAGUUUCUGUAAACCCAGGGCUGUGAACAGUAUUGAUCACUGGCUCUCAAUGAGAGGAUUAAUGGGAAUUCACACAAGGGCUUGGACGCUUACCGAGCCUGGUGUAACAGUCAACUUCCUUGUCAUAUAACUCAAGGUACACAGUUGGAACUCAAUACUGCUGCAUAAUGGCCUACAAAGUGGCAUCCAUGCAUUGUGUCCUAAGAAGUCUUUGCUUCAUGCUUCUUCAUUUGUUAAGUGCAGCUCAAGAUGAUGAAAUAAGAAGUUGCAGGACUGCGCCUUGUGAUUUGGUCUUCAUUCUAGACGGCUCGUGGAGUGUUGAAGAUGUCAAUUUUGAAAUAGUAAAGCGAUGGCUUGUCAAUAUAACAACAAGCUUCAACAUUGGACAGAAGUUCACCCAGGUUGGAGUUGUCCAAUACAGCGAUGACCCUGUUUUAGAAAUACCUCUGGGGAAGUACUCCUCCAACAAAGACCUCAUCAAAGCGAUGGAGUCCAUUGAGUACAUGGGGGGAAACACAAGGACAGGGGCAGCCAUCAAGUUUGCCACAGACAAACUGUUUGGCCUCUCUGAGCGUGGCCCAUCAGGCAUUUCCAGAAUUGCUGUUGUCCUCACAGACGGGAAGUCUCAAGAUGAGGUUGUGAAAGCAGCUGAGGCAGCAAGGAAAAAAGGAGUAAUUCUGUUUGCAAUUGGUGUUGGGUCGGAGACAGAGGCAGCUGAGUUAAAGGACAUUGCAAAUAAGCCCUUUUCAACUUAUGUCUUCUCUGUCGAGGACUACAAAGCUAUUUCCAGGAUUAUACAGGUCAUACGACAAAAACUGUGUGAAGAGACUGUUUGUCCAGCCAGAAUCUCAGUAGAUUCCCGUGAUGAGAAGGGCUUUGAUAUUCUGUUGCAUCUAAAUCUGGCCAAAAAAGCCAAGAAAACACAAGGAGCAUUUUAUGGAUCCAGGGCCUACGAAGUGACGUCUCGCGUUGACUUAAGUGAAACUACAAGGACCCUUUUUCCUGAUGGUCUGCCUCCAUCGUAUGUUUUCGUGGCCACACUGAGGUACAAAGGAUCAGUGGCUAUAGAGGAGUGGGACCUGUGGAGGGUACAGACACGUGAUGGGAAACCUCAGAUGGCGGUGACUCUAAAUGGUCUGGAGCGCAAUGUCAGGUUCACCACGACCAGCGAUUCCCCCAGUGGAAUUCAGACGGUGACAUUUUCACAACAGACAGCACGGCAGUUGUUUGAUGAGAAAUGGCACCAGCUGCGGCUGCUGGUCACCGAAGAGGAUGUUACCCUUUACGUUGAUGACCUGGAAAUUGAAACAUUAUCGUUGGAGCCCCCUGUUGGCAUUUUCAUCAAUGGAAAAACCCAAGUUGGCAAAUACGUGAGAAAGGAAACAACAGUGCCAUUUGAAAUUCAGAAACUUCGCAUUUACUGUGACCCUGAGCAGAACAACCGGGAGACUGCGUGUGAAAUACCUGGAGUUUGUUCCAACAGUCCUGAUUACCCUGAGCCGACUCUAGAGCCUUGUGUUUGUCCUCCUGGACCCCCUGGACUUCCAGGACUGAAGGGAGAACAAGGAAGCACUGGUAUACCUGGUCAGCCUGGACCUGCUGGUGCUGAUGGUAAGCCUGGUAUCCCUGGCAUUAGGGGAAGUCCAGGCCUGCCAGGUCCUCCAGGAAUAGAGGGGCCACGUGGACCAGAUGGAUACAAAGGGGAGCAAGGGAGGCCUGGUGUUUCGGGUGAGAGGGGUAUGCCUGGAUUACCUGGGUCACCUGGACAACCAGGAGAGAAGGGCUCAGUAGGAUCCCCAGGAAUAGCAGGGUUAUCGGGGAAGGCUGGUCAAGUGGGAGAAAAGGGAAGCAUAGGACCUCCUGGGCCACCGGGUUUUCCGGGAGAACCUGGUCUUCCUGGGAGAGAUGGAAAGGAUGGAUUUCCAGGGAGAUCGGGUGAAAAGGGAGAAGCUGGAGCCAGUGGUAUCCCUGGUGCUGACGGAAGGGAAGGCCAUCCUGGUAUGCCUGGAUUGCCAGGGAUUGCAGGCCUGCAUGGACAAAAGGGUGAAUCUGGUGAGGCUGGACCAAGGGGCUUUAAAGGAUCCACUGGCCCACCUGGUGAAAUGGGAUUACCUGGUGCACCUGGCUUAAAAGGAUCAAUUGGACCCAAGGGGAAUAAGGGUGAAAGUGGAAGUCCAGGUGCAAAUGGAUCGCCAGGACUAAUGGGAAGUGCAGGAGAACCAGGAAGUGCAGGCCAGCCAGGGCACCCGGGCAUGCCAGGCCUGAAGGGAAGCAAGGGACAAAGGGGAAAUCCAGGGGAAAGAGGAGAGGCGGGGCUGAAAGGUGAAAAAGGAGAGUAUGGCCGGCCAGGGCUUCAUGGAUCCACUGGUCCAGCAGGACUGAAAGGAGAGAAAGGGACAGCAGGGGAUCCGGGGACGAGAGGUCAAGAAGGUCAAGUGGGGCGGCCUGGACAGCUGGGUCAGUCAGGCCCGCCUGGCCCCAGAGGGCUGCAGGGGGACACUGGCCCCCCUGGACCACCUGGACCUGAAGGAAGAUCCGCAAGUGACAUGUCAGACAGUCACAUUCGUCAAAUCUGCAGAGAGAUCCUUCAAGCUGAGCUGCCUUCAUUGUUGCUGAGCAACCAGCAGGGUAGCUGCACCAGAUGUCAAAGCCGGCCUGGAUCACCUGGUCCACCAGGUCCAGCUGGGCCGCAGGGACUCAGGGGUCUCCCUGGACUUGGUGGUUCCAGAGGACAGCCGGGCCACCCUGGUCGACCGGGACACCCUGGGAUGAACGGACUCAAAGGAGAACCAGGUUUCAAAGGAGAGAAGGGAAACCCAGGUAGGACCACGAUCGGAGACCAAGGACCACCUGGACUUCCAGGUCCAAUGGGUCCUCAGGGGUACAGUAAACCAGGGUCUCCAGGUUCACCUGGAGCUCCUGGUCUAAAUGGAGCAGAGGGUAAAAGUGGUAAUCCUGGCAUCCCUGGCCAGCCUGGGGUGUGUGAUCCCUCCAUGUGCUACGGCGGUAUGAUGAGGCGGGAUUCUUACAGCAAAGGCCCAAACUAUUGAUGUAGCGCAGCGUCUCUGCAGGCACCAGACUAGAGCUGAUGCGGAACAAACAGUCAUUCUCAGGAAGAUCUCAUCUUUACAGUUUCUCUCUGUCACGGAAACAAAACGUACCUCGUCUGACACCUGUUAUGUCAUCUCAGUCAGCAUCACAGCUUCUUUGAUGUUUUUAUUUUGUCAUAUUAUUCACUUGUCUUUGAACAUGCUUUAAGGUUUUAACGAAGAGAGUGAAGAGAGUUAAAAAUUGGCUCCAUUGAAAAGCUCUCAUCUGAGCACCUCGAACUCUUGUACGCUCUUGUAUGUCAGUGUGGUUGGUACAUUUUCCUAUAUUGCCCCCUUGUGUCGCUUCACUGCAUGUUGCUCUCUAAAUUCUUAUUGCACAUUUGAUAGGUGCUACAUGUUUCAUUAAAGAAAAACGCAACUUCUACACCCUAUCAAUUACAUGUUUAGUGACUCAUUUUGCUAUAAACUAUCUCUGAAAUUGGCACGUUUCAGCACAAAACUGUGAUUUUGAUCUCUUCUAGUUGAUUAUGAGCUCCUGUAAGCCUGUGUUUCUAAAGCGUUCAGUUUGACUGUUGAGUAUGAAAACCUUUUACAACUGCUAACAUUGUGUAUUACCCAAGAUAAAUUAACACUUUCCCCUCCUAUCACAAUACUCAUUCAUUCGUCAUAUUUUUUUUUUUUAAAUAAUAAGGAUGUAAGAUGUAAAAUGCCAUCUAUGAACAUGCUGACAUUUUAGUUUUCCAUUUCAUGUCAUUUAUGUUCCCCAGACAUGCCUUUCAUUACUGUAGCAGGUAUUUUAUUGUUAUUUAUAAGAGUCAUAACUGUGUAUUUCAGCAGUGACGUGUCUUAAACGGCUUUUGUAAUUUUAUUAUUUUGUGUUAAAGUGACUUUUGUACGAUUUUUCUUUUUUUUUUUUAAACUAGAAUUAA